UGCCUGAUAUGGUAACCUGCAGUUACUACCGCGUUUUCUUGUCGAACUAUUUUAAUCGUGACACUGAGACCGGAAAAAUAAUUGACAACAGACGUAAUAAACAAACGAAGGCUGAAGCUGAUCAAAGCCCGAAGAUUAAAAGGGAUCAUCAAUGUCUGAUUCUCAAGAACCUGAUAGCAGAUUGGAUGCCAGUGGCCUUAACCCUGAGGACUCUGAUUCAGACGAGGAGUACAGUGAAGGAGCAGUUGGAGACCCCCAGAUGGAUUUUCUGAAAAAUUUCUUCUCUCGCACUCUGGGUCUUGGAGGCGAGAGUCAACAGAAAAGUUUGGAGGAGCUCAGUCUGAAUGGAGUGGUUAAGUAUAUCCAGAGUGAAAGAUGUAAAAAUAUAAUCUGCAUGGUUGGGGCUGGCAUAUCUACCUCUGCUGGGAUCCCAGAUUUUCGUUCUCCUGGCACUGGACUGUAUGAUAACCUUCAGAAGUAUGAUCUGCCCUACCCAGAGGCAAUAUUUGACAUUGGAUACUUUAAGGAACACCCAGAGCCAUUCUUUGCCUUGGCCAGAGAGCUGUAUCCUGGGCAGUUCAAGCCUACAAUCUGCCAUUACUUCAUCCGACUGUUGAAGGAUAAAGGUUUACUAAAGCGCUGUUACACACAGAAUAUCGAUACUUUGGAGCGUGUUGCAGGGUUAUCUGUUGAAGACCUGAUUGAAGCUCAUGGCACCUUCUACACUUCACAUUGCGUCUCUACCUCCUGCAGACAACAGUACCAACUUCCCUGGAUGAAAGAAAAAAUAUUCUCUGAGGAGAUUCCAAAGUGUGAAAAAUGCAAUAGCUUGGUGAAGCCAGACAUUGUUUUUUUUGGAGAGAACCUUCCAGCGCGUUUCUUUUCAUCUGUGCAGUCAGAUUUCCCUGCCUGUGACCUGUUGCUCAUCAUGGGCACAUCUCUUAAAGUUCAGCCCUUUGCCUCAUUGAUUAGCAAAGUUCCCAGCAGUACACCUCGACUCCUGAUUAAUAAGGAAAAGGCAGGCAAGUCUGAUCCCCUAAUGAGCAUGCUUGGCCUGGGUAGUGGCAUGGACUUCGAUUCUGAAAAGGCAUACCGGGAUGUAGCGUACCUGGGGACCUGCGAUGAUGGCUGCAGAAAACUUGCAGAAUUGCUUGGAUGGAAGGAGGAGCUAGAGGAGAUGGUCAAGCAUGAAUAUGCCAAAAUUGACAGUAGUUCUGCCACAGGAGCUGCAUCCAGUCAGCAGAGACAACCAAAAGGCAAAACUGAAGCAAAAGCAGACACCACCAAAACCAAGGAAAAAUAACCUGGCUAUUGCUGAAUAGCUCAGAGGUAAACUGAGUAUGUGGUGGUUGAUUUUAUUUGAUGAUUCCACAUCUCUGCCCUCAAUUUUAAUGCCAUUUUCUACCAGUUCUUCUUAAAAGCAGUCAUCCCAAGUGAUCAGACUGUUUUAUGUCUUCUCUGACAUUUGGACCGAAUUGCCUUUAGAAACUUGAUGACAGCCUCUAUUGGUAGGCCAUUGCCAAUGCAUGUUUAUAAAGGGUGGGAAUGUAAGUGGUACUAACUUGUUUUUAUGGAUGGAGAUUUACAUCUACUUAGCCCAAAUGGGUCUCAACGUUUUUGCAGAGUAUCUUCUAGCUGAUCUUCAGCUACCGUGUGGAUGUGUACUAAUUUAAACUGGAAAGAUGCAAGCUGGAUCUGUGCCUUCCUUAUUUCAUUGGUGUCUUUGCUAACUUAACCUCUGAAAAGGCCAUGAUGGAAGGCAGAUAUUUGGACAUGUACAGUAUUUCCCAAGCAGGAGCUGAAGACUACGAGAUAUAAAGAAUAACACUAUCCUAGAUAUGCAGAGACUAACUAAUUCAUGGUAAAAAUUAAAGCUUCAGUAUUGGAAAACUGCUUUUUCAUAGCCAUCUUUAUUUUGACAAAAUUACAAUUCUAAAAUACACAUUAAAUACAAAAUUCCAUAAAUAUCAACUUGAUGGUUAAAGAAAAGAAGAGGAAAAUCUUUCAGUUCCUAAUAGAAUAAGAUUUGAGACACUGGAGGCAGCUGUUAACACGGCCAGCUGUCAAGUUAAAUUGUGUAAAAUAAAAUAAAGAAGGUUACCCCUCCUGCCUUAAGCCAGUAGGCCUGUUAUCAUCUGACUGCUCUUUUCUUUCUAUUUAAUGGUUCUUUUGCCAUUUUCUGUGCCAAAUAAACAUCUUUAGUACUGUUA
Molecule: messenger RNA, 2210 nt
Organism: Polypterus senegalus (gray bichir)
Lineage: Eukaryota; Metazoa; Chordata; Cladistia; Polypteriformes; Polypteridae
Gene: sirt2
Product: sirtuin 2 (silent mating type information regulation 2, homolog) 2 (S. cerevisiae)
Exons: 16
Coding region: 152-1303 (383 amino acids)
Molecular function (GO): NAD+ binding; histone deacetylase activity, NAD-dependent
Source: RefSeq, a predicted model, not a curated record